GUAUAUAAGCAUGCGCACAUGACAUUAGGUGAUAUCAAGUUGGAACAACAGUGUUUCGUAAAAGUUCAGUCGGCCUUAUUUUCACAUGUAGACUACUCAGAGCUUUACCUUAAUCACUGCUUCGUUUGGUUAAUUUUUUCGCCAUCUUCAACAUGUUUUUCGGGUUCUGUAGACAUUGGCGGAGUAGGAGAGUUUUCGGGGUGCUGCUACGAACUUUGGUAUGGCUACAACUCUAUGAAGUCAUCAUGGCACAAGCAGACAAAGGAUGCCCAGAGUUUACGUGUAGUCCUCCUCCAUCUUCCUUCUCGACCAGACCGAGAAUCGGUGAAGAGUCAUGCUAUCAAUACGGUACGUUACUCACAGUGGAUUGCCAGAUUGGGUUUGAGCCACGACGGGGACCUGAAAGCGCAUUCAACGUGGUUUGCUAUCGAGACAACACAUGGCAAUGGUCGGAUUCCUGUGUAAUAGAUAUUUUCUCAGUCAUCAUAGCCGGUAUAGUAACAUCCCUUGUGGUCUGCACCUUCUUUGUGGUUAUGUACUGCAUCUUCUGCAGGAGAAAACGUACAGGAAAGGGCAAGGAUGCAAAGAAUGCUCAAGACCAAAUUGUGGAUGGCACAUAGGAAGUUGCACAGAAAUCUUAAUUGCUUCCUUUCCACAUUACAGUGGUUUUCAUUGAUAUUAAAGUGCAAAGGUCACAUCAGCUUGAUCCUUUGACAAUAUAUGUAUUUUAAUAAGCAAUCCGGAAGCUGUUAUAUUUUAUUUUAAUUUGAAUGUAAAACCAGUCUUUUAUGUGGAGCUCCUCAAACCUAAACAAUGGUAUGGUUAUCCAAUCUUAGACUCAAAAUAUAGCUAUGCUUCAUUUUCUUUGCGAAAUAUACCUGUAAAGUUCAAUACGAAUUAUGUAAUUUAAUUGAGGUCUAGUGCUAGUUCCGAUAUAUGUCUUGUUUAACCUACUUUUCGUUUUGUAUUAAUCUCAUGCUGGUGUAAAUUCCAUAUUAACGAACAAAAGUGCGAUGUCAUCCAACGCAGUGAUACAGCGACUUUUUCAUACACGGGAAUUGGUUAUAAUUUAUAAAAAAAGACACAUUGAGAAAAGAAAGUUGCACAAAACAUCUGUCAUGUUCCCAAAUAAUAUUCAAAUCAUGGACCCUUUCGAUAAGCUACUGUUGUCAUAGGUGUACUUGGGUGACCCACACAUUUCUCUGCAAUGUAAUUUAGAGUAUCCAGUAGAAGAAAUUUGUUCCUGUGUUUGUUAUGUAAAAUUUCGAUAUUUUCGAAGAAAACAACAAGCGUUCCUGGGUGUACACAAGCAAAAUCUUGUUCCCACAUUACGGAAGAAAAAUAUUGGAUUAGCACCCUCAUUCAGCUAACAAAUUUUAAACUUUUUCUAAAAAUAUUGUUCCAUAAUUUUUGUUCUAUAAUGGGCGAUAUAACUUUGGAUUGGUCUCUAACGAACAGUCUCAGAUCUCAUUUCGAAGUCGGGAGAUCUCCGACAAAGCUACUAACACUCCUGACAAGGCGAUUGGCAAAACGUGUUCGAAUUUAAACUAAGCCUGUCAAGGUCAGCUUGAUGGAGGUUCGAAUCCAGCUGCGGUAGUAAGUUGUGACCGUUGGCAAGCCACUUCACCCCGCGGCUUGCCUCUCUCCAUCCAGGAGUAUAAAUGGGUACCGGCAUUAGCUGGGAAGUAACCUGUGAUGGACUGGCGUCCAAUCCAGGGGAAUGGAAAUACUCUCAGUCGUUUCAUGCCAAGAAACCGGAUAUAAACACCGGCCUGAUGAGCCAAACUGGCCUCGGACUAGACUUGCUUUGUCAAGCCAUCGUACCGACUAAAAGGUAAUGGAAGGUUCCUGUCAUAAAGCGGUCCAUUUCCAAAUCUGCUGGGCAUUGAGGAGUGGUUCUAUGGUUCUGCUUUCACUUCAGAAGUUGUGAAGUGACUGAUAAUCACAUCACCCUGAAAAGACAAAUGAGUUUUAUGAUCCACGCUUACUCUAUUUCGAUGCUCAUAACAACACAACUUCGAAAAACCCUUCGUAUUAAUGGAAUAUCCUGCCUUUUCAAUCGUGAAUAGACGGUUUUUUAAUGGGAAGUACGACGUGUUUUUGUUAGGAAAUUGUUAUUAUAAUGAUUUAAUGCAGCGACGUGUUUGCUUGGUUGAGGCUGUGGACAAAAUUUAAUAUCAGACACGUCUAUAGCUAUCCUAAGUAAGCCCAUGGAAAAGAGAAAUUAUACACGUCAAAUUAUCAAAUAACAAAACACAUCCAUACACUGCAGCGGCACCACGAGGAAGUGUACAGAUGCAGGUCAUGGCAGAAAGUCGACCCGGGGUUGGGCGAGUAUUCGCCCGGUGGAAUCCGGCGGCGUUUGUUACACUUUACCUUGGACUUUUGUGCAUGGAUUCGGCAAAUUCGCAAUGUCCUGCCGGCAUGUGUGAGCGCCCUCCAUCAACGACAAGCACCCAACCCACGAAAGAUAGCAUGUGCUACAAGUGUGGUGAUUCUUUACUUAUAAACUGCAAUCCGGGAUUUCGGCAGAAUGGGGAUAAUUACAUCGCCAAGUGUGAAAACGAAGUCUGGACACCAGACAACGGUUGCCAAAUAGAUCUCUUCACAAUACUGGUAGCCUCCAGUGCGUCUUUGGUAGCGAUUCUGAUCUUUGCCUUAUUCGUUCUGUGCAUUGUGGAAUACAGAUUCUCUCCAAAGAAGCGUAAACAUCACGAAGUGUCCAAAGCCAACGGGGAAAAGAAGAGACGAGCUCACCAAAACACUGGUUGUGAGGUCGCCAAUGGACAAAAAAUCGGAAAAAAGCCCGUUAAUGACUCUGAGGACUUUGAGGACGAUUUCACUGAUGACGAAGAAACGUACCAUAACACCACUGUUUACGAAAAUCAACAAUUCUAAGUCACGUUUUGAUAAAGCAUACAACUUCGGCUUCUAGAUCAUGCAAUUAUAAAACAAAGAUAAUUUAAAAGUUGAAAUAAUGGUCCUAUUUUGUCUUUUACAUAAAUGAAUUCAUGACAUAAGAGCAAAUACAGUAGGUAUUACUUGUGCUAGAUUAGAAGUCACAGUAUAAAGUGUACGCAUAAGACGACCUUUCCCUUAUUAAUACUGGAAGAGUUGGAUGGGAAUCAUCGCUUUUCUCUCGCCAUAACGCUCUUGACAACAGCCUCACAGCUACGUCGUUAUACUCAAAUUCAUGAAACAAAACUUACAGCAACCAUUAGUAUAAACAACGACACCAUGGGCUUAGAAAUCAAGCAACCGGCUCCAUUUGAGUGAAAAAAAAGAGACAGACUUAGCUAGGCCGAUUUACAUGACAACAAAUUGAGCUGGAAGCUCACGGAACGAUAUAAUAAUGCUUCUGACAAUUCUACAAUAUCACACAUUGUAGCUCAUUGAACUUAGUCUGCGUUGACCUUGGUCCUGACCCAACUUUAAACUCAACACAAAGUGGCAUAUUAUCCCACAUUUUUUCAGUCGUUCUGAACAAACUCCAAAAAUGGCACCAAGCAACUUGUGCGUCAGCUCGAGCCGUAAGCACAGGAAAGCUUAUGAGAGGUUAUUUUGAAGACAGCCUGCGUAUGUCAGUCAUUGGAAACGAGCGAAUUUUGGCUUAGGCAGAAGUAUAUAUUCCUACUACUUGCCCUAGGUUCCUGCAAACGUCUGUGUAUGGUAUAUUACACGGCCAGUCAACAGGUAAACAAACGUGGAAUCAGUAUAAACCAAAGAGCAAGCCUACAUUACAAUCCAUGUAACUAGUGUUUAAUCGGAAAUCAGACACUGGUGAGGCUUACCCCCAUAUAAAGAUACAUGUUUAUUUCAAAUAUGCUCCUGGAGAACUGAAAUAAGAGGAACCCUUUAAUGUCUAUAAUUCAGUUGAAAAUUUAAUAAGUGAAACAUAAUAGUCAAUUACAAGGUAACUGUUUUCAAGAUGUAUUUUUGCGUUGGGGAGAUGUUAAUUUAUGUAACGAGUUUUGCCCUUACCCAGCGUAUAUAUUAAUAAACACUGUUUCCUCAUCAGUGCUUGCCCGAGAGCUUACGAAAAAAGUCACAAGCUUACUUGGGUGAGACUCGAACCCACGACCUCCUGUUUACUAGUGCAGACGUCUGCCUUAUUUUAUAUUGAUUUUUGAAUAUUUUAUUUUUCCCCCUAUGUUUUGUACAGAUUUUUCUAAUUAACACUAGUGAACGGGUAGUCUCUUUCUUUGGCGCAAGAUUACUAUAAGAACGAAAGAAAAUCGGGUACUUUAAGCUCUGUUAUUUGAUUUAAAAUAUGCCCAAGAGUCCAGAUAUGAAAUAAUAUUUCAUAAAAAUUGUUCAGUUUAAGCGCAAAUGGCGUGACUUCAACUUAAACGAGCAGUGUUUCUGCAAACAAGUUUAUUGCCCAUAGACUUUGUACAUGUUUUAAAGCCACUAUUUUGAAACCUUUGCGAUGUUUGAUCGCUAAUAAAGUGAUGGCCAACAAAAACCCGGAUACAAAAAUUAUUGUAAACAAAUGACGUCAUGAUGAUUCAUCAUGUGAUUUAGUAUUGAUUUGUUAACAUUUG
Messenger RNA from Acanthaster planci (crown-of-thorns starfish), 4544 nucleotides. RefSeq lists its product as uncharacterized. The record is from RefSeq and is a predicted model, not a curated record. NCBI's taxonomy places the organism in Eukaryota, Metazoa, Echinodermata, Asteroidea, Valvatida, Acanthasteridae.